Molecule: messenger RNA, 1667 nt
Organism: Ipomoea nil (Japanese morning glory)
Lineage: Eukaryota; Viridiplantae; Streptophyta; Magnoliopsida; Solanales; Convolvulaceae
Product: UPF0496 protein 1-like
Exons: 1
Coding region: 194-1387 (397 amino acids)
Source: RefSeq, a predicted model, not a curated record
GCCUGUAACUGUUCGUUUGCCCAUCGUGGAAACUCCCUCGUUGACUUCGUCUUUCACCUCCACUCGUCUUAGCUCCCUCCAAUCUCAACCUUCUGGAGGAUAGAGCAUAGUCAUCAGCACUGAUCUAUUCAGAAUUUCCAGUUUUACUUGAUCUCUAAAUCCCCAGAUUCAUCGUACUCAGAUUCUUGAAGAAAUGGGCAACCACUUCUGCAAACCAAGAGACCAAAACACUCAUUUUCCGGCGACUUCUACGCCGUCAUCGGCAACCAUCUCCUCCGGUUUCGACAUCUCCACCGAGUUGAGUUCCUACCUGAUGGCCUGCCAGAAAGAUCCGGGCUUCCGAGCCUUCGAUUCCACGCUCCAAGACCGCGCCACCAGAGCCAUAAACUCCGUCGCCGGCAACCUCGACCACCGGGCGCUCUCCGUCGAAUCCCUCCGGGAUGUCACCGUCUGCUUUCUCGAUAUGAACCAUGAAGUCGUCAACUUCAUACUGGAAAGCAAACGGGAUAUCUGGAAAGACCCGGACCUGUUCGAUCUGGUCAAGGAGUUUCUCGACAACAGCCGCCACACCAUGAGCUUCUGCACCGCCCUCGAGGGCUGCCUCCACCGCGUCCAAACCAGCCAGUCCAUUCUCAAGUUCGCCUUGCAGAAAUUCGAGGAAGAAACCGCCCAGAUCCAAGGCUCCGACCCGACCCAUCUCUACUCCCAGACGCUCCAGCAGCUCCAGAUGUUCAAGGACGCCGGUGACCCUUUCACCGAGAAAUUCUUUUCUUUGUUCCAUGUAAUGUAUACGAAGCAAGAAUCCAUGUUGAACAAACUGCGAGAGAAAAAGAGGAAGCUUGAUAAGAAACUGCGGAGAAGGAAGUCAUGGCGGAGAAUCUCGAGCGCGAUUUUCGCUACUGUCUUUGUCUCGGCCAUCGUUUGCUCCAUUGUCGCCGCCGCCGUGACGGCGCCGCCGGUUGUGACGGCGUUGGCGGCGGCCGCGGCAGUGCCGCUCGGGACGGUGGGCAAAUGGAUCAACAAUUUGUGGAGGAAGUACGAGAAUGAGCUUAAGAAGGAGAGGGAUAUACUGAACACAGUGGGGGCUUGGACUACAUUUAUGAUCAAAGACUUGGAUGAUAUUCAAGCUUUGGUGGAUAAAUUCAAGAUUUUGAUUGAGGGAUUGUUGAGCACUGCAGAUUUUGCCAUGCUGCAAAGUGAAGCAGUGGAGAUUGCAAUGGAGGACAUCAAGAAGAAUGUGAAUUCCUUCAUGGAAACAGUUGAGAUCUUGAAUGUGCAUGCAGAUAAUUGCAGGCAGCAUAUAAGAAUGGCAAGGACUGUUAUAUUGAGAAAGAUCAAUAAUCAAGCUAGCUCAAGUAGUUCAGGGAAUGGUAUUCUCUUCGACUGAAUCAGCCUAAGUUAUUCAUAGCUGUUCCGCCUGUUCGGUUCAAACCAAGAAAGUUAAAAGAACAGUUGAACUUGUUACUUUUUGGUUACCCUGCGAACAGUUAGACCAACUUGGUUGGAUUGCCGCCACUGAAUUUGCCAUUUGUGGUGCCAAUAGUGUUGUUGAUUCUUUUUGUUCUUUGUAAAGAUUAGCCAUGAUUGGGUCUAUAAUUUUAUAUGGACUCCUUGAUAUAUAUAGAUAUUACUCUCAAUAAACUAUACUGUUAUGCUCAUUUCUGGUG